Molecule: messenger RNA, 1266 nt
Organism: Pseudocercospora fijiensis CIRAD86
Lineage: Eukaryota; Fungi; Ascomycota; Dothideomycetes; Mycosphaerellales; Mycosphaerellaceae
Exons: 13
Coding region: 1-1266 (421 amino acids)
Source: RefSeq, a predicted model, not a curated record
AUGUGGAGGAUGCUUGUCAGGCGACUGCUACGAGAUGCUGUCCGACGUGACGGUAGCACGACUCACUCUCAUGCGACAAGAGGCUGGCGGGCAAACGACCAGUCCGGUGUUCCAAUGGCAAUCACUGGCACGUUCCAGGCUCCCGUUCACCACGGUCAAGGGCUGAUAUUCGCCUGGGCGUCCGCGGACGGCUCCCUCAGUACGACGGGGCCGAGGAGACGGCGUAAGGGUGGUAGAAUUGUGCAGGUGCGGUCCGAUGUUGGCGGAGAAAAGCGGGCGAGUAGUGUAUGGGAUGAUGUUGCUCUGGCCUUGCUUGCUUGCUUGCCUGCUUGCGUGGGACACGGUGUGCGAAAAGGGCAGGCUGGGGGACUGCAGCAGCAGCGGAGGAAGAGCUGGUCGGGCGGAGAGGUGAGAAGUGGUAGCGGAAGCAGCUUUCAGACGGCGAUCGAUGCGCGCAGACGUGGGAGUUGGCGGCAGAUGGAGGGUAUCAGGCGUGGAUCCUUGAUGGACGCUGAGUCGGAGGAUCAAUGCGGUGUUCCCGGGGGCCUCAGGAGGACACGGACGCGGACGCGGACGCGGACGCGGACACGUGCGGGCGGUGGCGGUGGCGCUGGCACAUGGACACGGCGCCGAGAGGACGGGAGGUUCGUCAAGCGACUGCAGACGACGAAGAACGAGCGGAGCGGAGGGCGAGACGAAUUCACCGUCUCUCCUUUCCUUCCCUUCCCUUUCCUUCUAGGCCCUCCCUCUGCCUCUGCCUCCGCCUCCCUUUCCUUAGCGUUCUGCUCUCGGCGAACGCACUUUUCCCGCGCGCUGGAGCGACGAAUGGCAGAGGGCGCUAGCGGAAGGGUGUACACCUCACACGCAGUGCACACGAAAGGCGAAGGGGGCGCUGCACACGUUAUGCACCACACGGCCACGAAAUCGAUUCGUGUGUCUCCCAUCGCAACCCCACAGCAGGCGGAGCAAGAGCACGGGCUUGGCAGUGCUUGCAUACAUGUAUGUGUGUGUGCAUUCAAGCCUUCUCGAACGGCUCACGCCUCGGCCCUCCGGCAGCAUGCUCCGCCGCCGCCGCCGCCGAAUGAUCUCUUCUCGCAAGUCGUCUCUGCAAACUUCGCUCGCCGCCGCUGUGGAGCAGCGCUGCCGAGCACUGCACUCUCUCUCUCCCAGCUAAAAGGUAGCUGUUCACGGGCCGCAGAACCUACAAGUACCACGAUAGGCGCGAUUGAUUCGGCGGGCCAUGCAUCCUCCAAAACUCAGAUAUAA